Messenger RNA from Leucoraja erinaceus (little skate), 1878 nucleotides. RefSeq lists its product as uncharacterized. The record is from RefSeq and is a predicted model, not a curated record. The transcript has a single exon. NCBI's taxonomy places the organism in Eukaryota, Metazoa, Chordata, Chondrichthyes, Rajiformes, Rajidae. The coding region runs from base 159 to 461 and encodes 100 amino acids.
CAAGGGGCUCGGCUUUUUCCGGAGACAUUGGGCGACAGGGAUUGCCAUGGUUGCCGCCUUUCGGCAGUUUCCGUGCACUGACUGACACAAAGGGGUCUGACUGAGAUGGUGAGUGUGGGGCCUCGGCUCCAGCGCCGGGCGGCGGCGGCGGUGGGAGGAUGAUGAUGAGCGGGGCUGCAGAGAGCGGCCGGAGGGGCCCACUGGCCGAAAAGGCUUUGUCCGAGUCGUACGGGCGGCUGCGUUACAACGACACGUCGCUGGUGAUCUGGACGCAACAGCAACAGGAGCUGGAGAAGCGGGCGCUGGGCUCGGGGCCCGGACCCGGGGCGGACAGUUUCCUGGGCCGAAGCCAGAGCAUGUGGUACCGACAGUACGGGAACCAACCCGUGCUGAUCCAGGACAAGAGCAAAGUGGUCACGGUCCCGGGCCCGGCCCGCUCACAGUUCUGUUCGCUCAUGUGAAAGGAAUUCGGGGUUUUACAAUGGCCGGGAGUUUCAUCCACGACCAGGGCAAUCAUCUAUCCGCGUUUGACCCUUGCAAAGCAAUGGACUCAAUCAGCCAGCGGCGUUGUUGGAUCCGGACGAAGAAUCUCGACUCCAAAGGUCACCUCUUCCUAAAAUUCCCCAGAGAGACGUUACUCUGGGUUACUCCAGUAUUCUGUGCCUAUCUCUGGCGCUCUCAAUUCUGCACCAAAUGAAACAACUCUGCCCUUGAAUCAGCUCACCCUUGUGUCUUCACAUCCGAGGUCCAUCCGUUGGAGCACCCCACCACCCCCGUGUGUGUGUGUGUGUGUGUCAUCUCACUCACAGUGGCCGUCUACAACGGGGGGUCAACCAGCACCUGGAGUAACGGACCUGUCUCUGGGUCACUCGGGAUCCGGCACUAACCCGUUUCAACUCGUCGUCAACUCGACAGCCCAUCUGGUCGGUUGCUUUGGAUUAUAGAACCCUUCCAGCGUUUAUAAUUGGCUCAGAUAUGAACCGGUCAGUGGGGUUUCAGUCGGGCGCAGCUAAUGAUAAAACAACGAACAAGCCAAUUAUAAACUGUGGCCGAAGCUCUCGUUCAUCCACCCACCAACAGCUAUUAACUGUGUAUUUAUUUAUUUAUUUAUUUGUGUGUGUGGUGUGUGUGUUUAUUUAUUUAGUUGUAGAUUGUCGCUGGCUGAAUGGAUGCCCCACUAUAACAGUGGCCAUGUGGAACUGGGGGUAUUUAAAAACAAAUUAAAAGCGGCGACACGAGUGGAAAGUCAGGUCUGAAGCACUAGAUGUUUUUAAGAAGGGACUGCAGAUGCUGGAAAAUCGAAGGUACACAAAAAUGCUGGAGAAACUCAGCGGGUGCAGCAGCAUCUAUGGAGCGAAGGAAAUAGGCAACGUUUCGUCCCGAAACGUUGCCUAUUUCCUUCGCUCCAUAGAUGCUGCUGCACCCGCCGAGUUUCUCCAGCAUUUUUGUGUACCUGAAGCACUAGAAUCUUUGAGGCUGCGGCUCAGACAAGCACAGUAGACCAGCUCCACCGCGGGUUCAAAGUAUAUUUUAUUUUUCUCUUCCAAAUAUGAAAUUCAUAGUAUUUUUGUGCAACUACGGUAUUUUUGCAGUUUCGCUUUUUUUGUUUUGUUUGUUUUACUCGCUGCGUUCUCAUAAACAUCUGACAACUUUGUAACAUCUAUGACAACUUUGUGUAAAUGGUGAAUCUGCCUGUUGGAGCAUUGACAUGAGCGACUUAAAUGUCAGCAUUUGGCGACAGUCAUUGCGCUCCAGGGACGCCUUGUCUUCAGUAAUAAUAUUAUCAGAGACUUGGCUUUAAUGGAGACUCUGGCAGUCUGGAACAGGUAACAAAUGAAAUGCAAAUAUUGAAAACCUGAAAUAAAAACAGCAAACACU